AUGAGCGCCAUUCUGUCUGCUGAUGAUUUGAACGACUUCAUUUCUCCCGGACUAGCUUGUAUAAAGCCUGUCGAGAAUUUUCCUCAAAAAAAUACAGCUAGCGAAGAGAAUGCCUACGAAGUGACGACGGAAGACAAAAUUCAACCAGAAAAUCAAGCCCCAACGCAGAUUUCCCUCACAGAUUGCCUCGCCUGUUCAGGCUGCGUUACUUCUGCCGAGGCCGUUUUAAUUUCUCUACAAUCCCAUGCAGAGGUUCUCAAUACUCUAGACGCUCAUCGACCAGCGCCAUUGAUAAUCACUCAAGAUGGAAAUCUUAGUGUCUCUCGCAAGAUAGAACCCGAUGAAAGGAUAUUUGUUGCCAGUGUCAGUCCUCAGGUCAGAGCUAGUCUGGCUGCAACAUAUGAUAUCUCUGAGCGCAAGGCUGGGCAUAUGAUCGAUCAACUCCUUCGUGGACCACAAGGUUUGCGCAAUGGAGGAAAACAUGGAAAUGGGUUUACUUGGGUUCUUGAUACCAAUGUUUUACGGCAAAUGGUUCUUACCCUUGCUGCUCAGGAGGUCACCGAAGCCCUACACACGUCUUCUGCAAGCAGCGGAAGCGGGAAAUAUACGAGUCCAAAGAAACCCAUAUUGUCAUCUGCCUGCCCUGGGUGGAUAUGUUACGCCGAAAAGACACACCCACAUGUUCUACCGCAUCUUUCACGCUUGAAAUCGCCACAAGCAUUAUCGGGUACUUUUGUCAAAUCUAUUCUUAGCCGCACUCUGGGUAUCGCCCCUUCCCAGAUCUGGCAUCUGGCUGUCAUGCCCUGUUUUGAUAAGAAGUUAGAGGCCAGUCGCGAAGAAUUGACAGAUGCGGCAUGGAGCAAUAUAUCUGAUUCGCCUGUGCGAGACGUCGAUUGUGUUAUUACCUCGCGCGAACUACUGAUGCUGGCAUCAUCUCGGAAUAUAUCGCUCCCAUCACUACCGUUGAAAUCCUUGGCUCCCACCUACGCACCGCAUUUUCCGGACCCUACUGUGGACUCAUUCUUGUUUUCACACACACAAACCUCCAAACAGAGUUCGAAAUACGGUACUUCAGGUGGUUAUCUUUACUAUAUUUUAUUGUUGCACAAGGAAAAACACCCAGGAAGCCGCAUCGAAGUGCAACGAGGACGAAACUCCGAUGUCAUUGAAUACUCUUUGAUGUCCGAGACGAAUGAAGCAAUAAUGAAAGCAGCUCGCUAUUACGGAUUUCGAAACAUCCAGAAUCUUGUCCGUAAAAUGAAGCCAGCUCGCGCUUCACGCUUGCCUGGUGCAAAUCGACGUGGAGCUGCAGGAUCUGGCGCCAGCUCUUCGGGGCUUGAUUAUGCAUUUGUGGAGGUCAUGGCAUGCCCCGGCGGCUGCACCAAUGGAGGGGGACAGAUUCGCCUCGACGAUGCUCGAGAAGCAAACGCUAGCUUGCAUAGUGCAACCCCCAACGAUUCCGCUGUUACGACACAGAAACAUACUACCUAUGAACAGCGCCAGUGGCUUUCACGGGUGGACGAAGCCUACUUCUCCGCGGAGUCAGACUCCGAAGACGAGGCCAAGCCUGCAGCUACAGGCAGCUCGCUGCAUGACAUGGAGAUCAGAACCCGGGAUAUUCUUCAGUAUUGGACAAAUCUAACCGGUGCACAGCUAGAAGACCUUGUCUAUACGACAUUCCGCAAAGUAGAAAGCGAUGUGGGCAAAGACAAGAAUGUCAACGAUACCACACGGGUUGCUGAACUUGCCGGAAAGAUAGGAGGCGGAUGGUAG
Molecule: messenger RNA, 1773 nt
Organism: Talaromyces marneffei
Lineage: Eukaryota; Fungi; Ascomycota; Eurotiomycetes; Eurotiales; Trichocomaceae
Exons: 2
Coding region: 1-1773 (590 amino acids)
Biological process (GO): iron-sulfur cluster assembly
Cellular component (GO): cytosolic [4Fe-4S] assembly targeting complex
Molecular function (GO): 4 iron, 4 sulfur cluster binding
Source: RefSeq, a predicted model, not a curated record